CCCAAACAACCACAACCACCCAACAUGAAAUAAUAUCACCAUUCCAAAGCAUCUAACAGUCAAAACCCAACCUAAACCACUACCACCCAAAGCAUCUAACAUCCAAGACGUCAUCCUAUUCAAUCUAUACAACAACCUUCAACCUAUACACUCUCUUCAACCUCCCCACCCCCUCCGUCUUCUUCAAAGUCUAUCUCUCAACAUACAACCACCUCUUCACCCUUACCAUCAGCUCAACCUACUUCAGCAAACCAUUCACCCACAACCAUGUACCCUUCCACAUCCUUCUCAACACGCCUAACCCCCUUUUCUCCCUCACCGGACCACGUCGUAUCUCCCCCUCACUCACCUAGAUCCCUACCUACAUUCAUCCGUCGAAUCAGUAUACUACUAUCCAUCAUCAUAGGUGCUUCAGCUCUCGUGGGAUUAACUUGGAAUCGAUUGUUUUUACCUCUGUUACACGCCACUUUCUCCGCUCGACAAGUAUUGACCGACCAACAAUUAUCUCGAUGGGAGAUAAUUUCAUCAAAGAUCAAAGAAAUACGUUCUAGGAAGUUUUAUGGAUUGGAAGUUUCUGACGACACCGGUUCUUCCAAUCCUCCGAAAGGUAUGAAAGAAUCAAUGAAAGAUGGACGAUUGGUCGAUGAGAAUGUCCAAAAUGUUUUGGAAGAGGAAAGAAAUGCAACUCUGAAAAAGGAUAUGAAUGAGAAUAACCAAGACGACCAUAUCAAUGGAGAUAUCAGUCUUAAUAUUGAUGAAAACCAACAAAUACCUCGAGAUGAUAUUAUUCAGAAGAAUGAAGACCGACAGAACGAACAUGUACCAAAACCGAUCCACAUUAAAAAACCUAAUUUAAUGCUAUGCGAGGAGAAAACAUUCAUGAAAUUGAUAAACACCUUUGAAAAUCUAUCAACAACUUUAGAAAUCACUCAAACAACAAGAAUAUCAUUAUUAUCAACAUUAGAAAAUUUCACUUCUUCUUUACAUCGUGAAAUGUUUUUGAAGGUUAAUCCUAGUCUAUCAACUAAUUUCAAUGUUAAAUCUAACCCUUCUUCGAAAUCAUCUUUUAAAACGAAUCCGACUCUUCUUUCGAAGGAUUGGUUGGGGAAUAAGAAUGAUCUUUUAAAUGAUUCAUCUGGGAUUCUUCCGUAUACCUCUUCUGUAAAAUCUAGUAGUUCAGCCAAGAUGACCUCGAUAGGGAUGCAGGAAGGAGGGAUGGGAUUGGGAUUGGGAUUGGGGACGGGAGUGGGAUUGGGAAUGGGAUCGGGAAUGGGAAUGGGAAUGGGGUUGGAAGACAAGAAUGAAGAUUGGGAUAAGGUUAGGAAAGAAAUCAGAGCUGUUAAAGGUUUAUUAUUAGGUCGAAGAAAUUUCGGAACUUGAUUCUUUCUUCUCCAUACCUCUACCCUCUCCUCAAACCACAGACCACAAAUCACAAAUCACAAAUCACAAAUCACAAAUCACAAAUCACAAAUUCCAAGUCUGAAAUCCCGCUUCCUGGUGUCGAUGACGGUCAAUUUAGUUUGUAGGGUUGUUCAGAGGACGUCGGUCAGUUGGUGUUUAUAGAAUAGACGUAUGAGACGGAAGAAUUCGGUGUAUGUUCAAGUAACGAGACGGAAUAUAAAAACAUGCAAAAGUUGACAAUAA
Molecule: messenger RNA, 1644 nt
Organism: Tremella mesenterica DSM 1558
Lineage: Eukaryota; Fungi; Basidiomycota; Tremellomycetes; Tremellales; Tremellaceae
Exons: 1
Coding region: 268-1380 (370 amino acids)
Source: RefSeq, a predicted model, not a curated record